Mangifera indica (mango) is the source of this 421-nucleotide messenger RNA. RefSeq lists its product as uncharacterized. The transcript has a single exon. NCBI's taxonomy places the organism in Eukaryota, Viridiplantae, Streptophyta, Magnoliopsida, Sapindales, Anacardiaceae. Bases 128 to 343 code for a protein of 71 amino acids. The record is from RefSeq and is a predicted model, not a curated record.
UCUUCAUCUCUAUCUGGUUUGUAUUUUAUUGCCCAUCACACUUUACCUUUCCCAGAUCUUUCUGUUCCUGGCACUCUACCAAAACUUUUUCAAAGCUUUUUCGUUUUCUUUGGCAGGUAAGACAACAAUGGCAGAUUGGGGUCCUGUUUUAAUAGCAGUGGUGCUGUUUGUGCUGUUGAGUCCUGGGCUUUUGUUUCAGAUUCCUGGGAGUGGCAAAAACAGAGUUAUUGAGUUUGGCAACAUGCAUACCAGUGGUGCAUCUAUUCUUGUUCACACAGUUAUCUACUUUGGCUUAAUCACCAUAUUCCUUAUUGUCAUUAAUGUUCAUGUCUAUACUGACUAGCUAUUCACUAAACUUUUGCUAUUUGUAUUGUACUGUGACAGUUUAUUUGUUUAAAUUAUUAUUCAUAGUUUAUGCUUC